CACACACACACAGAGAGAGAGAGAGAGACAGAGAGAGAGAGAUGAUCGAGUAGAGAUACACACACAGAUAGAGGGAUACAGGUCCGUCUCCGUGUUGAGCUGUGUGUGUUUUGUUUCUGGACGCGUUGAAUGAGCGACGCGCCGCGGUUCAUCUCUGAUGGAGGAACGCAAACGCUGACGCGACAAUGGGCUCUGAAUCUCUCCACGACUGUCUGCGCGGACGGUGUCUGGGCAUCCUCAGACGGAUGGAGAUCAGCUCCCGCUUCCGCUAUUACUUCCAGCACCCCUGGUCUCGUCUGGUGGUGGCCUACCUGGUCACCUUCUUUAACUUCCUGGUCUUCGCCGAGGACCCGGUGUCACACAGCCAGACGGAAGCGCACAUGAUCGUGGUGGGAAACUGCUUCUCGUUCGUGGUCAAUAAAUAUCCCGGAGGAGGAUGGAACGUCCUCAAGGUCCUGAUGUGGAUCCUCGCCAUCAUCACGGGCCUCAUCGCCGGCAAGUUCGUGUUCCAUCGACGCUUGUUCGGUCGUCUCCUGCGUCUGAAGAUGUUUCGUGAGGACCACGGCUCUUGGAUGACCAUGUUUUUCAGCACGAUUCUCUCGCUCUUCAUCUUCUCUCACAUCUAUAACCUCAUUCUGCUCGUGAGCGGACGGAUGGGGCCGUACAUGGUGACGGAGUACAUGGGCAUCAGGAACGAGAGCUUCAUGAAGAUGGUUGCUGUAGGAACGUGGAUGGGUGAUUUUGUGACAGCGUGGAUGGUAUCAGACAUGAUGCUGCAGGACACUCAUUAUCCGGACUGGGGCCGGAGCGCCAGACACUUGUGGAGACAGGGGCACAACCGCAUUGUUUUGUUCUGGGCGGUGCUGAUCUCUCUGACGUCUGUGGUGGUUCUGGUCAUCAGUACGGACUGGAUCAGUUGGGAUAACUUGAACCGUGGCUUCUUGCCGAGCGACGAGGUCUCCAGAGCGUUGGCCUCCUUCAUCCUGGUCUUUGACCUCCUCAUCAUCAUGCAGGACUGGGAGUUUCCUCACUUCAUGGGCGAUCUGGACAUGAACCUCCCGGGUCUUUCCACCACCCAGCUGAAGAUCAAACUGCCAGUCUGCAAGAGCAUCUUUAAGGAUGAGUACCACAUCCACAUCACGGGGAAAUGGUUUAAUUACGGAAUCAUCUUCCUGGUCCUCAUCCUGGAUCUCAACAUGUGGAAGAACCAGAUCUUCUACAAGCCCUAUGAAUACGGUCAGUACGUAGGUCCAGGAGAGAAGAUCUACACUGUAGAGGAUCCAGAGACGCUGCGCGACUUCAACCGCAGCACGCUAACCUGGGAAUGGCGCUCCACCAACAUUGACCCGCUCACCAACCAGACGUACGUCCAGAGAGACAUGUUCCUUCACAGCCGCUACGUGGGCACCAGUCUGGACGUCAAAUGCCUUGCGUUCAUCCCGAGUCUGGCGGUCUUUGUACUCUUCGGGUUCUUCAUCUGGCUGUUCGGACGCUUCCAAGACAGCGAGACGUUCCCUGAGAAUCAAGACAAGAGCUACGAGCGCAUCAAGCGCAAGUCGCCAUCUGAUCUGGGAGUGACACCGGAGGAAGUGCACAUCACCAUGAGCGAGGCCUUGAAGCGGAGCGGGACACCCAUGCUGCUGCUGGUGGACACUCAUCAUUUCGGGUCGUCAAACAACUCCAUGUCGCCAUGUUCGAACGAAACCCAGGAGACCCAACCCAGUGUAACCAUUGACAGCGGCGCCCAUGAGGACAAAGCUGAUGUCAAAAAACUGACCCCAUGACCGUAGCCAAAGGUCAAAUCGACUUUCUGAGAUCCUCUGCGUUGUUUGAUGUCCAACAGACUCAAACAGACUCAGAAGUCGAUUGGCGCUCGAAGUCCUCGGAAAACUUAUCACAGACUCUACCUUGAAUUUUUUAUUUUUAUAUCAAGCGAUCUUGCACUGCGCACCAACUUUCUGAGCUUUUUCCACUUUCCUCAAGGACAUUGGUCUAUGGUGCUGGAUGUUUGACUUUUCUAUGUCUUUUUUUAAUGUAGAUACUCCUGUGCCUACAUGAAUGAAAUGCUGUCCUCACAGUGAACGCAUGGCAUGAUGGUCAUGAAAAUACUUGUAAUGAACACCUAAAUCUGUGCCUUCAUUAAAAAAAAAAAAAAAACCUUGAAGGCAGUGCUGGGUAGAUUAUUUACAAAUUGUAGUCUGUUAUUGAUUCCAAAUUACAUGACAUAAAUUGUAGUUAGUAACGCAAUCCAUUACAUUACACUUUUAGGUAAUAUAAUCAGACUACUUUUAGAUUACUUUUGAUCUAACUUGUUUAUCACAUUGAUUUAAAUAGGAUAUUCUUGUACCAUAUUGAUAUAAAAAUACUAAGAGUAAGCAAAUAUAUUCCAUUUGUUGUUAUUAACAGCAUAAAGUGCAUUAAACAUUACAUCAAGGUUUCCUAAACUGGGCUUUGUGAAGGAACUGAAGGGGGGGUUGUGAGUUUAUUGAAAAGCUAAUAAUUAAUUAAAUCAUAAAAAUGUAAAAUUAAAAUAACAACAAUUACAAUAAAAUACUUACUAAAAACUUAUAUUUGGAUGUCAUGUGACCAUUAACUGACUUCAAAGGACAGUGAACCUGCAAAAGUUCGUAAAUACAUAGGUCAAAUGUCGUCUUGUGUGAAUGUCUAAACUUUCUGGUUGUACUGUAUAUAAGUGGUAGGCUAUUUUAGAAAAGAACAUUUAAGAGACUAAAAAGAAUAAUUAAGAAGAAUCAAUAAAUUCUGAACAAUUUAUUGCUAUUGUGGCAAUAGUAAUCAAUAAAAAAGUAACUGUCUGUUUACAAGUAUUUUAAAAUGUAAUCUAAUUCCAAGUACUUAAUUUUUGGAAUCUGAUAACAUUAUCCAGAAUACAUGUAAUCAGUUACUACCCAGCACUGAUUGUAGGUUACAGAAGAUCAUGUCAAAUCAUUAUCUGUUGAGCUAUUUAUCAAUUAUUUACACACCAAACUGCUGUGCAACCAAAUAUGUUCACAUGCAUGUAUUGGAAAAUCUGAUUUAUCUUGACAAUUAGAAUUAGAAUAUAUGCACUUGUUACUACUUUAUGCUUCAUUUCAGUAUUUUCAGGUUCAGCCAAAGCAAAAACUGAUUACUUUGUCUUUUAUACGUGUGUGGUUUUGAAAUCUUCACCACAGUGUUUUGUUUUCCCAUCAUCUGUCCAUGAUGGUCCUGUGUGAUUUUCUGAUGAGCAGAUGAGCCCCUCUUAAAAUGUUUGGACGGUAAAUAUCAGAUAUAUUUGCUUCAAACCCUGUUAUCAAUAAAGACCUUCUUCUGACACGCAGGUACCGUGUUAUUUCAGCGGUCGCAUGUUAUCGUUGGAAAUGGUUCUUCUUGUAUCGAAACGCUUCCAAAGUGGUGUUAGUUGCCGGUAGUCGUGGUCCGGUGUGACCUUGUUGCCAAGCAACCCCC
This is a messenger RNA of Onychostoma macrolepis, 3444 nucleotides long. RefSeq names its product transmembrane protein 117 (gene tmem117). Gene Ontology annotation, biological process: intrinsic apoptotic signaling pathway in response to endoplasmic reticulum stress. The record is from RefSeq and is a predicted model, not a curated record. NCBI's taxonomy places the organism in Eukaryota, Metazoa, Chordata, Actinopteri, Cypriniformes, Cyprinidae.